This is a messenger RNA of Gongylonema pulchrum, 756 nucleotides long. NCBI's taxonomy places the organism in Eukaryota, Metazoa, Nematoda, Chromadorea, Rhabditida, Gongylonematidae. The record is from the annotation of a GenBank genome assembly.
AUGGUAAAUUUUGUGAAGCCGGGCUUGCUGGGCACAAAAUUGGAAUUUGCAAAUCGCUUUGCGAACAUAAUCAACCGAGGAAGAAUCAAAGAUGCGACACCGGCUGAAGUGCGCCAUAUGAAGAAGCGGUGCCAUGUUCUUUAUGAGCAUCUGAAGAAAGUUGUUGAUCGCAAGGAUUAUCGCGUUUUGACGGAAGCAAUCCCAGGAAAGCAGGAAUAUGUGAUAAAUGUGCGACUGACUCCGCGGCAGGUAUCACUUUAUCGCGCAUUCCUCGAUGGUAUUGGGCGUGAAAGUGUCAGACUUAACAAACGACUGCUGUCGGACUACCACAUGCUCUCACGCAUUUGGACUCAUCCAUAUCAGCUCAUCAUGCAUCAGAUCGCCGUUGAAAAAAAGCGGGGAUCGCAUUUCACGCAGUGGUACACGUGGGAAGGAAAACAACCGCUGGCAUUAAUGUUUGCUUAUAAAGGCAGAUCGCGAGGACAUCCAUGCCGAUGGGAUGCUAAUGGUGAAGCAAUCCAAGGAACUGGAAAGGCAACAGUGCAGAGAAAAUCUCGUCGCCUUGCGGGUGAGGAAGUGGAGAUGGAUGGGGCAGAGCUUCCUGCGGAGUACGAAGGCUGGUAUUCGAGAACGGGUCUGGUAUCAGAAGAUGAUCGCAACGAUUUUUCGCUUAGCAAUAAGCUUACACUGCUCAUUCAGAUCAUCAAAAAAUGCGAAGAAAUUGGUGACAAGUUGUACGUUUCAGUUUCUCACUGA